Habropoda laboriosa is the source of this 4914-nucleotide messenger RNA. It is a transcript of the gene atos, whose product is annotated as protein FAM214A. The record is from RefSeq and is a predicted model, not a curated record. NCBI's taxonomy places the organism in Eukaryota, Metazoa, Arthropoda, Insecta, Hymenoptera, Apidae. The transcript is spliced from 9 exons. The coding region runs from base 261 to 4262 and encodes 1333 amino acids.
UUCGAGGUGGCCGUAAGUGCUGGUGCUGUUGGAGUUUUGCAGCCGUCAAAUCUCUCUCGUCGAGGCUACACGCAGAAAGGACAAUCUCCUUUGGUCCUCGUGUGUAAACCGUGACAGAGAAGCCGUGACGGCGAGGAACAAAUUCGCGGGUGCGUCGAUAGUUUGAGGAAAAACCAUGGAGCUGGUCAGGAUCAUUUGACCCACGGGAACGACUCCAGGCUCGGUGGAUCGUGCUACCUCGCGUGAUACUACAAAUCGGCAUGCACUGCUUAGGUGCGGUGACAGGAGGCAUUCCCAGCCCAAAUGGGGUUGGCGGUCGGGGUGGCAUUCUUAGCGUGUUCCGAGCCCUUGGAGUUCUUGUGUGCGAAGGGAGGAUUCAGGGCCCUCCACGUGGCUACAAAGAGGGCCCACACUGCGCAGCGCCUAUGCAGGCGGCGCCUAAAGACCACGUGUGCGAUGAAGAUAAUUACUUGUGUGAUCGAUAUCUUGUGCUCGUUCGGGAGAUCGCGGACCGUAUAGCGAUUGGCUCGUUCCUCUGCAUCGAGGUAGUCCUUUGCAGCGAUUGUCCGUGUGGCUCGACCAAAUCCACGAACAAGAAUCCGAUCAGCACCGUGCCGUCCUUAUCGAUCUCGCCAUGGCAACACGCGUCGGAGAUGUUGCUGGAGUACUGGUGCAUCUGCAUCGUUUCCAGCAAGAGCCCAGAGACCAUGAAUUACUACGGGCUGUAUCAGGCAGUCCGUUCACGGCUACACUUCAGCCAGGUCGCCGCUUGGUGGUCCAGAAGCAAUGGCGCCGAUCCUAGUUACAUUGCAACCAGGGUGGUACCUUAUAACGAGGAGAACCUAAGGAAGUUCCGGGAAGCACCCGUGGAGCAUACGUUCCCCUUGGCUGGCAAUGGCGAUGGAAAUUCCAUCAAGGUCACCGUGUGGGCACUGCCGAGGAUGGAGGAGGUGCCGAUUCUCACCUGCCCGAUGCACCCAAUCAAAGAGAAAGACGAGGAGGGUGUCGCGAGGGCUUUGACACCCACCAAGGCGAUCACGGUUCCCAGCGGCCCGCAAAAUCCCGAGGGCCUCGUUUUGCCUGCUUUGGUGGACGACAGACUGCAAACACCGUGCAACAAGCCAGGGAAACACCAUUGUCCGUGCGAGGAGGAGGAUAUUUCACCGCCGUCGCCGGCCAUUCCGCGACAGAAUCGCGAGAGGAAACGUCGUAGGUCUCUACCUUGCGGUCCCACGGAUGCCAAUAGCUGCGCGACAGUUCAAUCUGCGCCUCUGCCCUCGGUGCAGGAAGCUGUGACGCACGAAUCGAAGGACAAUCACAGCUCGAGCUAUCCGAAAUGUUCCUCGGAGAUCGCAAACAACCGUGUGGUGAAGCAUGUGCAGAGCCAGAGCUGCAAACUCGAGGAGAACGCCAUCAGGAAUCGCAAUAAUCUGAACUCUGACAAUCUGGAGCGCUGUUUCAAGACUCAGUUGAACAUCGACGAACGAGAGGGGAACUUGGAGAAGCGUUACAAGCGAACGAUCGAGGAUCCGGAAUUGAAGCUGAUCCUGAACUACAAGGAGAAGCAGUGCAACUUGGAGAAGAAGCAGAAGGAGGCAGAUAUGAAGUUCACGGAGAAGAAAGGACUGUUCGAGAAUCUGAUACCCUUCAACUCCUCGCUACCUUGGUCUUUCGUCGAGUCGUGGAACAAUGGUAACGGGAAUUGGAAGUGUGCUUUUCAGAAUCUGCGCGGAACCAAGGAGGGUUAUUUCAACGACUUCGAGAGGACCUACAAGCCACCGGCGUGCAAAGAUUCGAACGUGGUGAUCAAUCCGUUUAGGCAACCUAGUCCUUUUCACGAGUCAAAUCCAGGCCCGUCGACGAAUAAUCGUUUGAAGCAGGCGUCCAUGAACUUCCCCUGUACGGCCCACCAGAACUGUCCUAAAUCCUCGAACAAGUUGUCCAAUCCCGAAACGGUGCGUCCUGGACAGGAAGUGAUGGAGUCUGAAUUGGACUGUGGGGCCAACAAUAAAACGAAAUCGGGCAAAGAUCUGAGCCAGUUGAUCUCGAAGCUGUCGUUUCCCGAUGACAAAGACAGGUCAAAGGAGGAAGGAGGUUUCCUCGAUUGGUUCAGCAAGGUUCCCUGCAGAGUUCUAGGCGUGGCACCGAACAACGGCUACGUGGACACUAAGGUGAAGGCCACGAACUUGAAGAGUCAAGAGCAGCAACAUGGAAACGAGGUGAGGUUCAAGAAUUGCGACUUGGAAUUGAGUCAGCAGGAGUUCGACGAGGUCCUGGCCGUCCUCAGAGACAGGACACCGUCUGAACGCAAGAGAUCGAACGUCAGGACCGCGAGAAGGCGGGAAAGAUUGGAGAAAUCGGCGGAAAGUGGUACGGAGAAGUCUUUGAUUAAGUACACGAAUUUGGAGAACAACGAGUGCUCGACGAACAACAUUGUGAACCGUUCGAAACCCUGCGAGGGUUGCAGCCACAAGCUAUGCAGGAAGAACGACCAGCAAUCUUUGGAGAAGACCAAUUACGCUGAGAUCUAUGGCAAUAAGAACACUUACAAUCCCGCCCAGAAACGGGAGAAACUUGACGGAGGAUCGAACGAGGAUCUGCAAGCGAUUAAAUGCAAUAACUCGGAGAAACGAACGAACGAGGCCGUAGACUCGUUGCAGAACAUGUCGAACAAGGCGGAUAUAUUAUUGGGAGCAAUUUUACGAACCAGCAAAGACCUACGGAACCUGUCCGAUGUGUCGAAUGGGACCAAGUCGAGGUCCGUGUUGUCAGCGUCUAUCAGCGAGACGGAGAACGAACGGAACAACAACGUAGCUAACGAGAAGGUGCAACAGGAACAGAGAACUGUACUAUCGGAGGACGAGAAAUCUCUUCCUAUGUCGUUGAACAAGGGGUUCAAUCGAUUCAGGCAGCUCUUCAAGAAGGAGCACGAGAAGAAAACGACCUCGACCGUGGAGGACAGUUCGCAGGAUCCUGUCCAACAAUCAGGUCAACGUUCGUACUCGUACAACAACGUCCAGCUGAAUCUGCACGAUCCAAAGAACCGGAGGGACAACAAGGUGAAGAGGAGGAUAGACUUCUCGAACUUCAGCGAGGAAACGGAGAAACGUGAGGCGUGCCCCGACCCUUCAGAGCUUAGUACAAAUGACGCACAUCAAAACUCAAGAACCUAUAGUACAAAUUACAAGGAGGAUAAUGGCUACGACGACGUUGGGACGUCUAUAUGGCAGAACAGGUUGUAUAGUACAAACGACGAUGAUAGCAGAGUGGAACAUAAGGAGGAAGACGAAGGAACCAGGUCGAUAUUACGCAAGGAUCCUGUUUCGAGUCCUGGCAAGAGUAGCGGUAGUUACUCGUCCGCCAAGAUUCGAAACGGUGGAAAGGAUAACGUCGGUACGGAAGAGGAUGAAACUGUGGACAAGGCGGUACCGACCGCCGUUGAACAGGAACGAUUUCGACGAUCUCUGGAGAACGCAGCUUCGAUGGUGUUCCAUAGUAGAACCGGUUUACCGUUGACUUCUAGCCCGGCACCGUUGAGAAGAGGCAGCUGUUGCUUCGAUUACGAUAGCAGCUUGAAUUCCGUCUCGUCGAAGAGAAGCGCAUUGUUCGAAUUGAACACACCGCCGAGUCCAGGCGCAGUGUCGCUGGAGGAGACUGACAGAGAGACACCGAAGAGACGCUCGUCUUCUCGCAGCAGACCCCAGGGUCACGCUCUUCUAGGCAACUUCGAGGAAUCAGCAUUGAACGGUAGACUCGAACCAGUGUCGACGGUUCACGGUUUCACAGCGGAAUUGGGCGCGAGUGGUUCCUUCUGUCCGAAACAUCGAAAGCUUCCAGUCACUGUGUUCUUCUACACGCUCGGCGACAAUGACAAAGUUUCUACGCCCUAUCUCGCACAUAUUAAUUUGGGCAAACGGGGCUACCAAGUACCAAGAAGCGGUACUAUACAAGUAACGCUUCUCAAUCCCUUGGGUACAGUCGUUAAGAUGUUCGUAGUACUAUACGAUCUUUCUGAUAUGCCACCACGAUCUCAUACUUUUUUACGUCAGAGAACACUGCGGGACAAAACACUACGCUACCUCGUACAUCUUAGAUUUAUGUCUGGCAAGACUGGCCGGAUUUACUUGCAUACGGACAUUCGUAUGAUUAUUUGUCGCAAGUCCGACGUCGACACGGCGUCGGACUUCGGGUCAGAGUCACCAAAGGAACUGCAGAGCUACAUCCACGGUCCUACCAACCCGAAAUUCUCACCCAGGAGCUGAAGUACGUGGCUUUUUCCAUGGGGUUGCUGCCCGUCGCUCCGCUCACCUAGUCCCAUACACGCAGAGGUUUAACGGAGACCAGAUUUUGGCGGGAAAAAUUCCAAAAAUUCCUAAAUCAUUUCUCAGGAUUUCUUUUUGGGAGAGGAAAGAUGUAGUAUAUUUUAAAGGAAAACAGAGUGGCCAUUGAUCGUUAGACUUUGUUUUUUUUUUUUUUGGAGAAGGUACCACAGUUGGAAGAGGAGAGGGUUUUUUUUUUGUUUUUUGAUUUUUUGACAGAGAGAAGGAACGUUUGUUGAGAACGAUCAUUUCGAGAGGACAUAAAGAAGGUUGUAAAAUGAAAAUGGCUAAGUCGAGAGAAAGAUUUUUUGUAGUACAGUAAGAUCGUUGUUUGCGAAUGCAAGGUAUAAGUUUAAAGGGUUUUGAUAAGGUAGUCGUGUCUUUGAAUGAUUAUCGCGAAAGAAUGCGAGGGGGCAAUUUAACCGUACGAAGGGUGAAAAUUUCGUGGAUGAGGGAGGAUUCUUGAGAAUAAUAUUUCGGAAGAGGCAUACCAAGGGGAACAUUGAGAGCCGCUUCGUUUUAUUGUUUUAGCAUCGAUAUAUUUUCUGCUCGGUUAAUCGGCUAAUGUUUAUUUUUUAAAUACGAGAAACAAAAA